Molecule: messenger RNA, 1107 nt
Organism: Kickxella alabastrina
Lineage: Eukaryota; Fungi; Kickxellomycota; Kickxellomycetes; Kickxellales; Kickxellaceae
Exons: 2
Coding region: 162-920 (252 amino acids)
Source: RefSeq, a predicted model, not a curated record
UCUUUUCUCUAGUGAAGUUUUUUUAUCGACUGUUUGUUCACCCAUUUUUAUAAACUAUUUUAGGCUCCUCUACUUGUUUUUUCUAAGCAACUAAUACCACGUCUAAUCCUUUUCCUUUGUAAUCUCUACGCACUACCAACAUUACCAUUUUAUUUACAAAAAUGAAGGUUGCCAUUGCCGCGUUCGCAGCGUUCACGUCGUCCGUCCUUGCUGCCCUCAGCAUCAACAGCCCGGUUGCUGACACUGUGUGGCCCUACAAUGGUACCCCCAUCAACAUUACUUGGAUCUCGGACGAUGCCACGGUGCUCACCGGUACCGUGCUGAUUCAGCUGAUGGAGGGCGCCGACCCCAACAACCUGGCGCCGGUCCUGACUAUUGCUAGCGGCGUGUCGUCGGUCCUCGGGAAGGUAACAUUCACCCCUCCGACCAAUCUGCAGGGCAGCACCAACUACGCCGUACGCGUGACAUCCUCGGUGGAUGGACCCCACUACAGCCACAGCUUCAAGGCCGGCAACCCCGCGAUCAGCGCAUCGGCCUCCACCGCAGUGGUGUCGACCGCCACGACCAAGUCCACCGACGACAACAGCAGCAACUCGAAGACCGCCAAGAACAACGACAACUCCACCCCUGUGGCCGAUGAGGAGGACGAGAUCUCGGAUGAGGAGACCAAUUCGGAGGAGGAAGAGAGCGAGGAGGAGAGCGAAGAGGAGAGCGAAGAGGAUACGGAUGAGAAGAGCAGCUUGGAGGAGGACGAGAGCGCCUCUGAUGAUGUUGAGAGCGACUCCGAUGAUGUCGAGAGCAGCUCGAAGCAUAACAGCAGCUCAUCGUCGAAGAAGGAUAGCUCAAGCAGCGGCGCUGGUCGCACGCACAUUGCUGUUGGUGGUCUUAUUGGCGCUGCUGUUGUUGCGGCCAUGUUCUAAGAGGGGCAUACAUGCUCUUUUUUCUUUUUUGGUUUUCUUCUUUAUCUAGCCAUUUUCCAAAUAGGAGGAAAGUGGUGACCGAGGGGCUUGGUAUUUUCUAUUUAAACAUUUUCAUGCGAUUAAGGCCUUUUUUUCUAUACUUUUCUAAACCUAAUAAUAUUAACAAAUAUUUUUUGUAAACAUCAAA